This is a messenger RNA of Pyrus x bretschneideri (Chinese white pear), 3610 nucleotides long. RefSeq names its product mediator of RNA polymerase II transcription subunit 1. The coding region runs from base 1337 to 3082 and encodes 581 amino acids. Lineage: Eukaryota; Viridiplantae; Streptophyta; Magnoliopsida; Rosales; Rosaceae. The transcript has 5 exons. The record is from RefSeq and is a predicted model, not a curated record.
CCUCUCGUCCUUCCUCUCACCCAAACCCAAAGUUCUCUCCCCCCCUCUCUCUCCUCUCGCGCAAACAAGACUAACAAAACCCUAUUAUUUCAGACUCUCACAGCACUCUAACCCCAUUCUUCGUUUCCCCCAAUCCCCCCUCCUCUCCUCUUCCGCCGCGCUUGCUCUCGCCGCCGCUCUCCCCCUCUCUCUCUCACCUCCGUAACUCUGAAACUCUCUCUCUGGACUCUGAAACAACGCAUUGUUUUCAAUAGAGAGAGGAUAUACCGGGGGCGGUUAUUAAAACGGUUACGUUUUGGUUAAUCGCCAAAUCACUGCGCGGGGCUAGGGUUUGUUCUCUCUCCUCUCUCUGUCUCUCUAUCUCUAAAUUUUUUCGUAUCGCUUUGGUGGAAUAAUUUGGGGACUCUGCAAUCGUAGGUCUAUUGGGAGUUCUAUAGAAACAGAGAAGAGAUAUACAAAUAUAACAUAUAUAUAUAUGUGCUAGGGUUUCAAUUUCAGCGCAUUUACUCGGCGUUCAGUCCCAAAUUUUAGGUUUUUUUAAUCGUCUCCGUGAGAUUGAACCGUUGGAUGGGUGUGAAUUUUCGUGUGACAAUCAUGGGUUGUUGUUAUUCAUUGUUGGCCUAGUGAACAAACACCCAGUUGCUUCUAUCUCUAUUGGGCUUGAAGAUGAGGUUCUGCUGAGAUUGCAAUUCCCUUCUGCAAAUCCAUCUUUCAAUUGAAGAUGGAGGCGUAGACUGUUUUUCCCCCUUUAUAUUCUUUGGGUUCCGUUGUUUUCGAUACCAUCGUGUUGCAAUUCGAGACAUGCACCUUGUUCUUGGCAUUUCCUUUGUGUUUGCACCUUGGUUAGAAUCUGUUUCGUUUUCUAAGUCCCAUAGUGUUGGUAGAUUGUAGUAUAUAACCCAUUCAGUUGGUAAAAUCGUAGCAAUAUCGGAGACUGUUUACUUGAUUAACUGGCAGCGGCUGGGAAGCAGGAUUGGUUAUUUAGGGGAAACGAAAGUUGGACUUUGGCUCUUCUAUAUUGAAGAGUACCUUCUGGGUACAGAACUUGUGGAUAUUUUCAUCUUUCCAUAAGUUUGACAGAAGCAAAUUCUAGUUGUGAUAGAUACGGAUAAAGCAACCAGCUCUUAUUGUAGUGAGGAGUACAAUUUGAGUUGUGGUACUCACUUGCUUAUCUUGGUUGAAGCAAGAUUGGCUCUUGAAGUGGAAGAUAGAAAUAUUUUUGUUCAAACUCGGUAUAUCUGUGUCCAAAUAUAAUAAGUUUGGGGUAAAGGACAGAGGUGGUGGAGAAGGUGAGAAGUGUUUCUGUUGUUAUAGCUGAUCAUGUUCACUGCUCCUUAUGGAAAGAAGUGAACCCACCUUAGUUCCAGAAUGGUUGAGAAGUACAGGAAGUGUUACUGGGGGUGGCAGUUCAGCCCACCACUUUGCAUCAUCAUCUUCUCACUCAGAUGUUUCUUCUUUGGCUAAUCACUUGCGAAAUAGAACCUCAAAGAGCAUAACUGAUUUUGAUACACCGCGCUCUGCUUUCCUGGACCGUUCUUCCUCCUCCAAUUCCCGGAGAAGUUCUAGUAAUGGUUCUGCAAAGCAUGCUUACAGUAGUUUUAACAGAAGCCACCGUGAUAAGGACCGUGAGAAGGAAAAAGAGAGAUCAAAUUUUGGAGACCAUUGGGACCGUGACUCUUCUGACCCUCUAGGAAACAUUUUUACCAGUAGGGUUGAGAAGGAUACAUUGCGACGCUCUCAGUCUAUGGUGUCCAGGAAGCAGACUGAGCUUUUGGCCCGAAGAGCUGCUAUUGACUCAAAAAGUUCCGGUAAUAGCAAUCAUCACAAUGGCAAUGGUUUGCUUUCUGGUGUUGGAGUUGGUAUUCAAAAGGUUGUGUUUGAUAAGGAUUUUCCCUCACUUGGAACUGAAGAAAGGCCAGCUGCACCUGAUAUUGGAAGAGUUCCAUCUCCUGGAUUUAGCACAGCUGUUCAGAGCUUGCCUGUUGGUAGUUCAGCUUUAAUUGGUGGGGAGGGAUGGACCUCAGCUCUGGCUGAGGUCCCUUCUACUAUCAUUGGGAGCAGUAGCUCAGGAUCCUUUCCUGUUCAACCAACUGUUGCUGCUACUUCAAGUUCUGGGGCUUCAACUGCAAUGUCUGGUCUUAACAUGGCUGAAGCAUUGUCACAAGCUCCAGCAAAAGCCCGCACUGUUCCUCAGUUGUCUAUCAAGACACAGAGGCUUGAGGAAUUGGCAAUCAAGCAAUCAAGGCAAUUAAUUCCAGUGACACCUUCGAUGCCCAAACCUUCUGUUCUCAGUUCGUCUGACAAAUCAAAGCCCAAAGCAGCAGCUAGACCAGGGGAAACAAAUGCGCCAGUUAAGGUUGGACAGCAGCAGCCCUCUCAAUUGCACAAUCAAUCUCUUCGUGGUGGCUCUGUCAAGUCCGAUGCUCCAAAGACUUCUAAGUUCCUUGUUCUCAAACCAGUAUGGGAAAAUGGAGUCUCCUCUUCACCAAAGGAUGUCACUAGCCCAACAAGUAAUGCUAGCAGAGCAGCAAAUAGCCCACUUGCUGUUGCUCCCCCAGUUGCAUCUGCUCCCUUAAGAAGCCCCAACCAGCAGAAGCUUUCAUCUGUGGAGCGCAAGGUAGCAGCCUUGGAUCUGAAAUCUGGAUCCACGUUGGAAAAGAGACCUUCUUUGUCUCAAGUCCAGAGCCGGAAUGAUUUCUUCAAACGCUUGAAGAACAAAACCUUGAUCAACAGUACAAUUACUCUCCCAGAUUCAGCCCCUAUCAUUUCAUCUCCCACUAUGGAAAAAUCUGGUGAAAUAACUAGGGAAUUAUUCAGUAAUCCUGCGAGCCCUCACACCAUUGAAAAUGGUGCUCUGGUGACUGGCAAUGGUGAUCGCUCUGAAGAUGUUCAGAAGUUUUCUGAUACUGGCCCCAGUGCGGCAGUUUAUCCAGACGAGGAAGAGGCUCGUUUCCUUCGAUCUCUUGGUUGGGAGGAAAACUCUGGGGAUGAUGGUGGCCUUACGGAAGAAGAGAUAAAUGCAUUUUAUGACCAGUACAUGAAAUCACGACCAUCUAUGAAAUGCCGAGGCAUGCAGCCAUAGCUUGCUGUGGUGUCUGAAUCUCCUGCGACUGAUUUGGGCGAGGCUCGGUCUGAAUUGAGGUCAACUGACUCUGUGUCUGAAGCUUGAUUUACUUUUUCCCUUACACAGAUCCAAGAAUUUUCAAUUUUUUGAUGGCAGAUGGUUAGUCUCUUCUCUCUUUUGUUUUGCAAAAAAAAGAAAAGAAAACUGAUGAGUUUCGGUUAUGAAAGAAGAGAAUGGGUUUCGGUUCGAACUCUGGAUUCUGCAAAUAGUGCAAUAAGUUACAGGUGCCCCAAUCCUGUCCGCCUAAAAUGGUUUUUUUUUUUCUUUUUCUUUUUUCGUUUAGGUUUUAAAUUUAAUGGGGAGAGAUAGGUUAGGGGCUAUUUUGUCUGCAGUGGAAGAAGAAUGGGGAAUUGAUAUUUUGGUGUAUUUUGGUCCUUUUCUUCAUUUUUUCUUUCAGGAGGGUUUUCAUUCUACAAGAAAAAGCUUAUGAUGUUUUUUGGUCAAAUUUUACGGAAAAGAAAUCGAAAUGGUUUAUUUUUAGUUUUA